AUGGCCACGCCGCGGAGACCGUACCCCAGAACUCGCUUGAGGCGGAUCAUCAAGGCGCAUUCGGGAAUGAAGCUCUCGAAGAAUGCCGAUGUGUUGAUCUAUCUCAACUAUACGAUGUUCAUGAAUGCAUUGGUGAGAGAGGCUGCCAUUCAUGCCAGGCAGGCGGGCGAGCGUUCAUUCACGCCUAGGAACAUUAUGAAGGCACUCCCUGUAUGCUAUUUUGCUUGUUUGUUUUGA
Molecule: messenger RNA, 237 nt
Organism: Trichoderma gamsii
Lineage: Eukaryota; Fungi; Ascomycota; Sordariomycetes; Hypocreales; Hypocreaceae
Exons: 3
Coding region: 1-237 (78 amino acids)
Biological process (GO): mitotic cell cycle; chromosome segregation; kinetochore assembly
Cellular component (GO): nucleoplasm; kinetochore
Molecular function (GO): protein heterodimerization activity
Source: RefSeq, a predicted model, not a curated record